This is a messenger RNA of Helobdella robusta, 2627 nucleotides long. RefSeq lists its product as hypothetical. The coding region runs from base 22 to 2418 and encodes 798 amino acids. Gene Ontology annotation, biological process: intracellular protein transport; endosomal transport; vacuole fusion, non-autophagic. NCBI's taxonomy places the organism in Eukaryota, Metazoa, Annelida, Clitellata, Rhynchobdellida, Glossiphoniidae. The record is from RefSeq and is a predicted model, not a curated record. The transcript has 25 exons. Gene Ontology annotation, cellular component: endosome; HOPS complex; lysosomal membrane. Gene Ontology annotation, molecular function: actin binding.
AGAAAGACAGAACUGUAUUUAAUGCAAUGGCCUGAUGUUGUUGAUUUCAGCAAGUUUGAAGUGUCUGCUGCUACAUUUGGAGGGCCCAUUGCCCUGUUAUUGAAACCAUCUACUGCUAACAACAAGCCAAUCAUUUUCAUUUUGUCAUCUUCUGGCAAGGAAUUAGGACUAAUUAGAUGGAACAGUGGAAGUCUUUUAAAGGUGGGUUGGUCGUUAAAAGAGGAACUCUUAUGCAUUCAAGACGACGGAAAUGUUCUAAUAUACGAUAUCUUUGGUAACUUUGUGAGGAAUUUCACAAUGGGAAAGGAUGCAAGCAAUGUGAAGGUCACAGAUGCCCAGAUAUUCAUCACUGCUUCAUCAUCUAUCGGUGUAGUUGUUCUAACGGCAUCUUUCCGAUUCUACAUGGUCACUAAUAUUUACGACGCCAGAGUCAGGCAGCUGCCAGAUUUUCCAGGAUGCGAUCUCCCACCAUCAUCGUGGUGCAUUCUGAAUCGCGCCCUGACGCCCCAAAUUCUCAUUGCCAGAAAUUCUGACCUAUAUCUCUUGGAUAUGACUGGUUCUUGCGAGAAACAGCAAAUCGACAGCUCGUUACAUCCGGCGGCCAUCUUGGAGAUGUGCUUGUCCUGGGACAACAAAUACUUAGCGAUGUUUCUCAGUUCCGGUACUCUAUGGAUCGGAUCGUCUGAUUUGAAAAAUACCUACUGUAAAUAUGCCACUGAUAAUUAUUCUAGGCCUAAACAACUGGCUUGGUGUGGGACUGGAGCUGUCUUGAUGAACAGACCAAUGUUCCUCUUGCUAGUCGGUCCGAAUAUGGAUGACGUCAGGUAUGAUUAUGACUCACCUGUGCACUUGAUCCAGGAGAGAGAUGGAGUGAGAGUGUUGAGUGUGUAUUCGCAUGAAUUUAUUCAAAAAGUUCCGAAAGAGUUAGAAGACGUAUUCAAGAUAGGGUCAGUAGAGCCAAGUGCGGUCCUGUUCGAAUCUGCCAAGUUCUUCAUCGAAGGUAAGAAGGAGGCGCAUGAAUAUUUGAAGUUGAUAGGGAAUGAUUUGUUGCACGCUGUACAAGGCUGCCUCGUUGCUAGUGGUUAUGAAUUUGAUGUCAAGAAUCAGAAAGCUUUGUUGAAGGCAUCAUCAUUCGGCAAAUGUUUCUUGAAAGAUUACGACAGCAAGCCGUUUAUACAGAUGUGUAGAAUGUUGAGAGUUCUCAACGAGUUGAAAUCCAAAGAUGUCGGCAUUCCAUUGACGCUGCUUCAAUUAAACCAGCUAACAAUGGAAAACGUAAUAAAGAGGUUACUGUUGAGGAAGUUGUACUGGGUUGCCUAUGAAAUGAGUAGAUACAUAAAGUUGAAUGACAAGAAUGGCACCCACCUUGUGCUGUCUGUUUGGGCAUGCGAUAAGGUUGGUGGUAUUGACGUUACGGGGUUUGUUUCUCAACAACAUCAACAGCAACAACCGAUUUCGUAUAGAGAUAUCAUUGAUAAGGCUAUUGCACAUAACAGAAUUGAUCUUGCUCUUAAGCUGAUCAGCAGAGAAGUGAGAGUCUGCGAACAAGUACCGUUGCUAUUGAAGUUGAACAGGGAAGCUGAUGCACUGAAUGCUGCCAUCAAGAGCGGCGAUACUGAUCUCAUAUUUUUAGUUGUCUUUCAAUGGAAGGAUAAGUUGGCUCAUGGGGAAUUUUUGAGGUCCAUAAGAUUAUUUCCUGUUGCGUUUCAACUCUACCUACAACACUGCAGAGAGCAGAACGUGGAGAUGCUGCUGGACAUUCAUUACCAGGAGGACAACCACGCCGAUGAGGCCGUCUGCAGGAUCAUGCUCAGUUAUGACGAUGAUAAAUUUGAACGAAGGCUUGGUUCCCUCAUAGCAGCACAGGAAGCAUCAGUGAAAGCGAAGAACGAUUUUCUUGCAAAGCUGAUAGAAGACCAGAUAAAACUACUGAAACUUCAAAGACGUUUGGAGGAAGAGAUGAAUCUUCCAUUCAUUGAUCUCUCCAUCGAUGAUACCAUUGGUCAACUCAUUGGUAAGGAGGAACACAAGCGCGUUGAACAGAUGAGGAAAGAUUUCAAAUUAAGUGACAAAAGAUUUUGGUGGCUAAAGAUUCAAAAGUUGGCCGAAUUGGGUCAGUGGUUAGAACUGGAUAAAUUUUCGAAAAGUAAAAAGUCUCCCAUUGGCUACGAGCCAUUUGUUGAUGUUUGUAUCAAGUACAAUAACGUGAACGAGGGUAAAAAUUAUUUAUCUAAAGUCCUACCGGAACAUCUGGUCAUGUAUCAUAUCAAAUUAGGGCUAUUAGAGCAGGCAGGUGAUCUGGCAAUACAGACAAAAAAUGAAGAUGACGUCGAUUUGGUCCUGUCUAAAUGUUCAGCGACAUCAAAUCGAGAACUUUACAAUAAAUUAAUGACAUUUCAAUCACAGCUAAAACGCUAAUUUUUUUAAAAAACUUUUUAAUGCCACAUCAUGUCUUUCUUUUUUCGAUUUUGCUUAAUUGUGUAAUUACGUUGUAUUUAUUUGUUUGUUUCGUUCAUCAAACAUAUUUUAGUUUCAAAUCAACUGAAUUUUAUUCUGUAAUAUUCUUAGACAAACAGCAAAAAAAUAAUGGUUGUGCGAGAUUUUAAAUACUAAAUAUAUGACAUAAU